Penicillium paradoxum is the source of this 1674-nucleotide messenger RNA. Its product is annotated as F-box protein. NCBI's taxonomy places the organism in Eukaryota, Fungi, Ascomycota, Eurotiomycetes, Eurotiales, Aspergillaceae. The record is from RefSeq and is a predicted model, not a curated record. The transcript has 2 exons. Gene Ontology annotation, molecular function: protein binding. The annotation marks the transcript as partial.
GUCUACUGCCAUCUUUGUGGAGUAAGCUUCAACAUUGCCCGGCGCCGGAAACCAGGAGAGCCAGAUCUGGCCAGCUGGGACUACACCGGCCGACAAUGCGAUGAGCCGGGUCUUGACGAGCUAGAGCUGGAGGAUUGUGCAAAGAACGGCUGUUGCGCAGCUGUCAGACAUCCGAAAGACAGUGAUGACACCACUCAGGAUCCCGACUAUAUCCCACAGGAAGAAAGCAGUGACAUUGAGCCAUAUGAAUAUGACUCCGACUACGAAUCCACCGAGGCUAUGAGUCUCGACGGAGAACAGGAUGUAUCGGAUGAAGAGCAGAGUAUGGAAAGUGAUGAUGAGUACUACAACUGGCUCUCGAGAAGCGUUGAUACGCAUACGACAUUCCGCGGAGAACCUGUCGGGAAAUUUGCUUAUACAAAUACGAAUCCCAGAAAUGAUCUUCUCAUCCCAAUUACAUCAGACGAACUGCCAGAGGGAUACGACCUUGAAGAACUGGAACAUAUCCCCGGGCCAACCUGCGCAGAAGCGAACGCGUAUUCGGGAUAUGUGAUCUCGCUUGAGGAGAUGAGAGGGUGUCGCACUGCCCAGUUUCUGGUGCAUAAAGACGCUGCUGUGGGAGGUUGGACACCAGAUGGACUAAAUGAGCCCUGGGAGAUUUCUGAGGAUUGGUUCCUUUCUGGGGUAUGUGAUGGAAUGACCUCGCGUGAUAUGGGCGGAGGCAAGGUGUGGCCUGCGCGAGGUGGAGUUGAUCAACCCCGAUCGGACAAUGUCAAUUUCGAUCCAGAAUGGACACCUUCAAAUGAUCUAGCAAUGCCGUUUCAUCCGUGGUGCUUUGAUAUCUUCUGUCGACAAUCCAAAUCUCGGUUCAAGCAUGUUAAUGUCUCAGGUCUUAUGAAAUGGCGCAACGCCGAGUUUGACUGGGAUGGCUUUCAAGAAUUUCCCCGAACUGGAGAUGUCUUCGGGGGCCAGGAACAAUUUUGGCGACACGAACCUAAGUCUGAGUAUCUAGCUGCCAACCCACUUUCUAUCCCGAACCUUCCAACCCUCCUUCUGGCUGCAGUCAAACCUGAGGACGUCAAUGAGGACGUCAAUGAGGACGAUGGUCACGCAUCGCAUCGCGAGAAUUCUGAAUUGUUCCAAUUUAGGAAGAAUAAGUGCGCUCCGUCAACUGGUGGGACAGAUGUUCUGGCGUCAUUGCCAUUGGAGAUUCGCCUUCUUAUACUUGGCUUUCUAGACCCUGUUGAUAUUGCAAGAUCACGGACUGCCUCAAGAGCAUUUACGCAACUUCCCAACAGCUUUUGGUAUCGACAGGUGCGCAAAGAAAUGCCCUGGUUAUGGGAAGCUUGUGAUGAAACCGAUCCUUUGCAUAUUCCUUCUCCUUGGACAAAGUUGAGCGCAAAUGAGGUCGCGUUUUUGAAUGAGUCACGAGAGCACUACUCCCGUGUUUUGAGGGAUGAAGAAAUGUCGUCCGAUAACAUCGUUGACCACCUACUUCCCUUACCAAGUGCUGUACCGGAUCAGGUGAAUUUGCCUAGGGAAAGCACAGAUUGGCAUCAAGUUUAUACGCAGAUCAAGUAUAAUUGGGAUGGUCUCAAGGGAUUACGCAAUCGGCAACGAAUUUGGGAAGAUAUAGAGGAGGUCUUCCGUCGUAUUGAGAAGUAUGAUUCAUGA